CAGGCUAGUGGCCGCUCUGAUGCUUUUCUGUGGUUCAUUCGUGUGCUUCCAGUUGCGAGAGUAAGGUGGUAUUCAACGAGAAAAGAUUGUUUAUUAGUGAAGAGCCAAUAAUUGCGUAUUAACUGUUGAAAUGGCUCAGCAAAGUGCGAUUGUGCAAACAUCCAAUACCGGCACAGACAUCACACCUGUGCUAGGAACUCUGCAGUCUGUAGGACCUAAUAGUCAGACUUCACCGGUUCUGCCUAAUAUGCAAACAAACGUGACAACGACAACCACAGUACAACCACAGCAAACACAAUCCCAACAAACACAAUACGUGUCACAGCCUACGAAGCAAAUGCAAGUACAGCAAUCACAAUCGCAACAACCGGCGCCCCAAACGCAACCACCGCCGCAACAACAACAACAGCAACAAUCGUCUACCCCGAGUUCUUUCAGUGAUUUCCCACAAUUCUUAACAAAAACAAGGUUAGCAGAUUUAGUAAAGGAAGUAGAUCCUACUGAACAACUAGAUGAGGAAGUAGAAGAGAUGCUUUUACAACUGGCAGAUGACUUUGUAGAGACAACAGUGAACGCAGCUUGUCUAUUAGCCAAGCAUCGUCAUGCAAAUACAGUGGAGGUUAAGGAUGUACAGUUACAUCUAGAAAGGAAUUGGAACAUGUGGAUCCCUGGUUUUGGUACUGACGAAGUACGUCCAUACAAAAGAGCCACUGUCACUGAAGCACAUAAACAAAGAUUAGCGCUUAUACGGAAAUCCAUCAAGAAAUAUUAAUUCCUUCAUGAGUCACAUUUGGUUAAUUAUUUUUUUCAGGUUAAAUGAUUGUAUUUUAUACAUUUUUCACAUAUACUGUUGCUGCUUUUGUAGUUCUGAUUCCUUUGUGAUAAGAAUGUUAAUCUUUUCACUACAGUAAAGUAUCAUCUAUAAUAUAGUUGCAUCUAUAAUACAAGUAUAAAACGCAAUUGCGACUAUAUUGUAGAUGACUCUAAAAACCCGAUCGUAAAGUGACGAUUUGUGUUAAUAUGAUAUGAAAUCGUUUCGUUGUCGAUCGAUUAUAGUCACUCUCAGUACCUAAAGUAUUUAAUGAUACCUUAUAUAGUAUUUAUAUAGAUCUGGUUUUUUUUUCGUAGUGAGGAUGACAGUAAUCGCCGUUAAUAACGAAAAGAUUAAUAUCGUACACGUGUUUCUCUUUGGCACACAUUUCAAUUGUUAUAUGAUAUUAUAAAAAAAAAUAAAAGUGCGUUUGUUAUUAAAA
This is a messenger RNA of Odontomachus brunneus, 1253 nucleotides long. It is a transcript of the gene Taf12, whose product is annotated as transcription initiation factor TFIID subunit 12. Gene Ontology annotation, molecular function: DNA binding; protein heterodimerization activity; TBP-class protein binding. Gene Ontology annotation, cellular component: SLIK (SAGA-like) complex; SAGA complex; transcription factor TFIID complex. The coding region runs from base 131 to 772 and encodes 213 amino acids. The transcript is spliced from 3 exons. Gene Ontology annotation, biological process: RNA polymerase II preinitiation complex assembly; DNA-templated transcription initiation. Lineage: Eukaryota; Metazoa; Arthropoda; Insecta; Hymenoptera; Formicidae. The record is from RefSeq and is a predicted model, not a curated record.